AUGAUCGACGGCGGAAAUGUGUACCGCGUGUUCUGCGCCAUCGUGCCGCUGUACGUGGGCAUCGGAUCGGGCUUCCUGUCAGUGCGCGUCUUCAAGAUCCUCUCGCCCGACCAGUGCGCCGGAAUCAACCGUUACAUCGCCUUCAUCGCGCUCCCCUCGCUCGUCUUCCAGGUGCGCACUCCUCAUCGAGUUCCCUGUGUCUGCGCGUGCUCCCGUCGUUCAUCCAUACUCUCCUCUCGAGAGAUGGGACGACUUUGUGGCACCUGGAAGGCUCUCAUAGGACCCGUGGUGGCCUCUGCUCUGCUCCCUCGCCGAAGCCAAUCUCUUCCUUCUCCUGCAGCUCCAUGUGAUGUGCUUCCUGCUGUCAUCCGACUUCCCUCCCGCAUGCACCUUUCUCUGAUCUCAAAACCCCAUCCUGGCCCCACCCCUCAGACCAUAGCCAAGACGGACAUGUUCUUGAUGAACUUCCAGUUUCUAGGAGCCGACUCCACAGCGAAGCUCUUCGUGCUGGUGAUGGUGACCAUAGCCAAGACGGACAUGUUCUUGAUGAACUUCCAAAUCCUGGGCGCCAACUCCACAGCUAAGCUCUUCGUGCUGGUAGUGGUGUGGUGGUGCUGUUCCUGCUGCUGCGAGUGGCCGCCAAGCAACUCGCCGUGCACAGAGCCUUCCUCUGGUCCGCCUCGCUCUUCAUGCUCGUCUCCAUGCCCAACACCCUCAUCAUCGGUCAGUUACCCUUGCUCGCCUGCUCCUGCGCCUGUUCCCGCGCCUGCUCCCACGCCUGUUCCCGCGCCUGCUCCCACGCCUGCUCCCACGCCUGUUCCCAUGCCUGUUCCCACGCCUGCUCCCACGCCUGCUCCCACGCCUGCUCCCACGCCUGCUCCCACGCCUGCUCCUGCGCCUGUUCCCGCGCCUGCUCCCGCGCCUGUUCCCGCGCCUGCUCCCACGCCUGUUCCCACGCCUGUUCCCAUGCCUGUUCCCACGCCUGCUCCCACGCCUGCUCCCACGCCUGCUCCCACGCCUGCUCCCACGCCUGCUCCCACGCCUGCUCCCACGCCUGCUCCCACGCCUGCUCCUGCGCCUGUUCCCGUGCCUGCUCCCGCGCCUGUUCCCGCGCCUGCUCCCACGCCUGUUCCCACGCCUGUUCCCAUGCCUGUUCCCACGCCUGCUCCCACGCCUGCUCCCACGCCUGCUCCCACGCCUGCUCCCCGCCUGCUCCCUACUCCUCCCCUCCAUCCAUCUGUGCAGCAGUGCAGAGUGCCGCUGCUCUCACACAUGUAUGGGGACGAGGCGGGGUACCUCAUGGCACAGAUCGUGGUGCUGCAGUGCUCAUGCUGGGAAGAAGACGCCUCGCCCUCAUCCCCCACACAUGCCCCAUGCCCCUCACAUGCCCCUCACAUGUCCCACAUCGUACCGCCUCCCCCCCUCACAGGAGUACCACUGCUGUCAGCCAUGUACGGGGAGGAGGCUGGGGACCUCAUGGCGCAGCGGGGAGUACCACUGCUGUCAGUCAUGUAUGGGGAGGAGGCUGGGGACCUCAUGGCGCAGAUAGUGGUGCUGCAGUCCGCCAUUUGGAUGCCGCUCACCAUCUUCCUCCUGUCCUGCCAGCAAGCCACCUCCCUGAGCACUCGUCGCGUUCACGACGCCGCCGCCCCCAACCACGCUCAUUAUACCAACAACCCUGGUGCUGGCACUGGCAGCACUGAUAACCAGGGCAGUAGCACUGCGAGCCGCGCAGCAAGCACUGUUGCGGGAGCAGACGUUGUGGGUGCCGUUGCCACUGUUGCUGAUGUCUCCCACGGCCAGGGACAGCAGCAGCAGCAGCAGCAGCAGCAGCAGCAGCAGCGGCGCAUGACUCGCCUGGAGAGCAUGCUUGUGCGCAGCUCCUCGUUCAAUGGCAGCUGGUUCAACAGCCGCGGCUUUAAUACAGUCACCCACGCAAGCUCCGUUAGUGACAGAUCCGUUAGUGACAGAUCCGUUAGUGAGAGUUCCGUUAGUGGUAGAAGCACGGUUGUGAGUUUCAGUGAGACGAGGUACAUACAUGAUGUGGAUGCUACCAGAUCAGAGAAGUCAGUUGGAACGCCGACAGAGUCAAGAGCAACUAGUGAUGAGCUGGCAGUUAGUGAGAGCAAGGAUGGGGAGGAGCAGCAGAGGCAGCACGGGAGUGAGGUUGCUGGGGAGGGCCGGGAGAGUGAGGGGAGUGAGGAAGGGCCGUGCGUGUGCAUUGAGGUAGUGAAUUAUCAGACAACUGGUGGUGCCCAGGUGAGUGCAGCUGAUGCUGCAGGAGCUAUAGCUGCAGGGCCGCCGGCUUUUGAGACGUCUCAGAAGUCUGCUGCAGGAGCUAUAGCUGCAGGAGCUAUAGCUGCAGGAGCUAUAGAUGCAGGGCUGCCAGCUACGGGAGCUGUACCUGUAGCUACAGGGCCACCAGCUGGUGGCGAUACAGUGGGAGGAGUGGGAAGGGCGAGCAGCUUCGGCCGGGCCAGCAGCUUCGGCCGGACCAGCAGCCUCGAUCAGUGUCCGUCUAUACCUGAAAGCACCCCGUUUGAGGAGCCCUGGGAUAGAGGGGUCGAUGCAGAAGGUAGCUCCAGCCUCAGGAAUGGAGGUGCCAGUUACACGGUUACAAGUUCAGCAGCGAAGGAGGAGCAGCAGCAGCAGAAGAAGAAGGAGGAGGAGGAAGAGAUGCAAGGGCAAGUACCAGAGAUGUCAUCGGUAGGGGCAGACGCCCCACUGGCUUGCUGUAAAGAGGUGGGGCCUGAGAAGCAGGGUGAAGGAGGGAGCGGGAUUGCUUGGUGGAGGAAGGGGAGGAGGAAAGGGAAGGGGAAGGGGAGGAGGAGCAGGGUGGUGGCGGUGCUGUGGGUGGUGUGGACGAAGCUGGUGCGGAACCCCAACAACUACGCGGCCCUCAUAGGGGUUAUCUACUCGCUUGUGUCCAACGCCUGUGGCUUUGGCUACCCGGAGAUGCUACGCACGUCAGUCAAGAUCAUUGCAGACACGGGCCUUGGCAUGUCCAUGUUCAGCCUGGGUCUCUUCAUGGCGAGCCAAAAGACCCUGCUCUCCUGCGGAGUGUGGCACACCGUGUGGUCGCUCGCGCUGCGCUUCACCCUCACACCGCUCACCACCGCACUCUUCGCCUUCCUCUUUGGCAUCCGUGGAAAGCUCUUCCGAAUCAUUGCCAUGCAGUCUGCAUUGCCCCCAGGGGUGGUGACCUUUGUUCUGGCCAACGAGUACAAAUCCCACACCGCCAUUCAUAGCACCGGGUGA
Closterium sp. Naga37s-1 is the source of this 3258-nucleotide messenger RNA. The record is from the annotation of a GenBank genome assembly. NCBI's taxonomy places the organism in Eukaryota, Viridiplantae, Streptophyta, Zygnematophyceae, Desmidiales, Closteriaceae.